Messenger RNA from Diceros bicornis minor, 2463 nucleotides. Its product is annotated as ras-associated and pleckstrin homology domains-containing protein 1-like. The transcript has 21 exons. Bases 1 to 2463 code for a protein of 820 amino acids. The record is from RefSeq and is a predicted model, not a curated record. NCBI's taxonomy places the organism in Eukaryota, Metazoa, Chordata, Mammalia, Perissodactyla, Rhinocerotidae.
AUGCCCCAGCGGGGUGACGAUGGCAAAUAUCCUGUCCAGGAGCCCAAGAGGUCCACGACACCCCAGAUCUCUGGGUGGCUGCCACCACCGCCCUGCCGAGGCCGCCUGGCUGCCGGCGGCGCCGCACCACCGCCAUUUGCCCCGCAUCCGCUGAAACCACCGCGGUGUCAGCGAAACUCGGCGGUCCACGACACCCCAGAUCUCUGGGUGGCUGCCACCACCGCCCUGCCGAGGCCGCCUGGCUGCCGGCGGCGCCGCACCACCGCCAUUUGCCCCGCAUCCGCUGAAACCACCGCGGUGUCAGCGAAACGGGCUUGGCCGCCCGUCACCUCUGUGGUCUCAAACGUAGACUUUGCUGGCUGUGUCAUGGGUCAGAUCCGGGUGGUGGGGCGCCAUGAAAUACCGUCCACGACACCCCAGAUCUCUGGGUGGCUGCCACCACCGCCCUGCCGAGGCCGCCUGGCUGCCGGCGGCGCCGCACCACCGCCAUUUGCCCCGCAUCCGCUGAAACCACCGCGGUCCACGACACCCCAGAUCUCUGGGUGGCUGCCACCACCGCCCUGCCGAGGCCGCCUGGCUGCCGGCGGCGCCGCACCACCGCCAUUUGCCCCGCAUCCGCUGAAACCACCGCGGUGUCAGCGAAACUCGGCGUACCUAGGAAUGACCUGUGGGAACUUGGAUGUGGAUGCUGCUAUGGCCUCAGUCAGGCGCAUCAGUAGCCCUGUGGCGUCCUCCUCAGAAAGGUCCACGACACCCCAGAUCUCUGGGUGGCUGCCACCACCGCCCUGCCGAGGCCGCCUGGCUGCCGGCGGCGCCGCACCACCGCCAUUUGCCCCGCAUCCGCUGAAACCACCGCGGUGUCAGCGAAACUCGGCGUACCUAGGAAUGACCUGUGGGAACUUGGAUGUGGAUGCUGCUAUGGCCUCAGUCAGGCGCAUCAGUAGCCCUGUGGCGUCCUCCUCAGAAAGGUCCACGACACCCCAGAUCUCUGGGUGGCUGCCACCACCGCCCUGCCGAGGCCGCCUGGCUGCCGGCGGCGCCGCACCACCGCCAUUUGCCCCGCAUCCGCUGAAACCACCGCGGUGUCAGCGAAACUCGGCGUACCUAGGAAUGACCUGUGGGAACUUGGAUGUGGAUGCUGCUAUGGCCUCAGUCAGGCGCAUCAGUAGCCCUGUGGCGUCCUCCUCAGAAAGGUCCACGACACCCCAGAUCUCUGGGUGGCUGCCACCACCGCCCUGCCGAGGCCGCCUGGCUGCCGGCGGCGCCGCACCACCGCCAUUUGCCCCGCAUCCGCUGAAACCACCGCGGUGUCAGCGAAACUCGGCGUACCUAGGAAUGACCUGUGGGAACUUGGAUGUGGAUGCUGCUAUGGCCUCAGUCAGGCGCAUCAGUAGCCCUGUGGCGUCCUCCUCAGAAAGGUCCACGACACCCCAGAUCUCUGGGUGGCUGCCACCACCGCCCUGCCGAGGCCGCCUGGCUGCCGGCGGCGCCGCACCACCGCCAUUUGCCCCGCAUCCGCUGAAACCACCGCGGUGUCAGCGAAACUCGGCGUACCUAGGAAUGACCUGUGGGAACUUGGAUGUGGAUGCUGCUAUGGCCUCAGUCAGGCGCAUCAGUAGCCCUGUGGCGUCCUCCUCAGAAAGGUCCACGACACCCCAGAUCUCUGGGUGGCUGCCACCACCGCCCUGCCGAGGCCGCCUGGCUGCCGGCGGCGCCGCACCACCGCCAUUUGCCCCGCAUCCGCUGAAACAACCGCGGUGUCAGCGAAACUCGGCGUACCUAGGAAUGACCUGUGGGAACUUGGAUGUGGAUGCUGCUAUGGCCUCAGUCAGGCGCAUCAGUAGCCCUGUGGCGUCCUCCUCAGAAAGGUCCACGACACCCCAGAUCUCUGGGUGGCUGCCACCACCGCCCUGCCGAGGCCGCCUGGCUGCCGGCGGCGCCGCACCACCGCCAUUUGCCCCGCAUCCGCUGAAACCACCGCGGUGUCAGCGAAACUCGGCGUACCUAGGAAUGACCUGUGGGAACUUGGAUGUGGAUGCUGCUAUGGCCUCAGUCAGGCGCAUCAGUAGCCCUGUGGCGUCCUCCUCAGAAAGGUCCACGACACCCCAGAUCUCUGGGUGGCUGCCACCACCGCCCUGCCGAGGCCGCCUGGCUGCCGGCGGCGCCGCACCACCGCCAUUUGCCCCGCAUCCGCUGAAACCACCGCGGUGUCAGCGAAACUCGGCGGUCCACGACACCCCAGAUCUCUGGGUGGCUGCCACCACCGCCCUGCCGAGGCCGCCUGGCUGCCGGCGGCGCCGCACCACCGCCAUUUGCCCCGCAUCCGCUGAAACCACCGCGGUGUCAGGGAAACUCGGCGGUCCACGACACCCCAGAUCUCUGGGUGGCUGCCACCACCGCCCUGCCGAGGCCGCCUGGCUGCCGGCGGCGCCGCACCACCGCCAUUUGCCCCGCAUCCGCUGA